Molecule: messenger RNA, 1073 nt
Organism: Dermatophagoides farinae (American house dust mite)
Lineage: Eukaryota; Metazoa; Arthropoda; Arachnida; Sarcoptiformes; Pyroglyphidae
Source: RefSeq, a predicted model, not a curated record
UGAUCGUCAUUGCUGAAAGUCACUGAUAGAAGGACAUAUAUUUACCAUUGAUUAAAUGUUGAAUUUAUGAUCAUAUAGUGCCGCUACCAUUCGCUGCCUUUUAUAUAACUUGAUGAUUGUAGUAGAAUUGAAUUAAUUCAUCAAACGCACAUCACAUUCAAACCGAUUUUCCCAUCAACACGACCACAAUAUUUAUCGUGAUCGAUUUGUUCAACCACAACGAAUAUCCAAAAAAAUCAACGUGUUUUUUUUUAACCUGACAUUAUUAUUUUCAAGAGUUGGCCAUUGGACGUUUUUUUAGUAGCGAUAAUAUGUAUGCUGUUGCCAAAGAACAUCGCAGCAAUAAACUUUUGACUCAAGUUCGUCGUGCUCCAACAUUAGAUAAAUUUGAUGGUCCAAUCAGUGUAAACAGGCCAAAUUCGAUCGAACUUAAUGAAAUCUGCAAACCAGCCUUACAAUUGAAACAAUGUGCUCUCACUCCUCAAAACAAUAAACUAUAUCGGGCAACUCAUCAGGAUCAACAAAACGAAGAAAUAUCAGUUCAACAUGAGGACAUGAUCCGUUAUAUCAAUGAUAGCUGGCGUCGUAUCCAACGAGAAUUGGAAUAUUUGCACAAUAAGCCCACGAAUGUUGGUGAUAAUAAUCAGGUAAAUGGCAGCAAGAUGGUGGAUACUGCCAACACCACUUUUGUCAAAAUCAAACAUAUAAAUAGUUCAACUUCGUCAUCGAUUCCAAAGAAUUUUGUCCCUUUCGAUUUGGAAUCAUUUUUUGGUCAACGUUUCAUUCAGAAAUUGUUGCAAUCAUCAUCGUAGAAAGGAGAUUUUUUUUUUUAGAUCCGUCCAAUGACACACCGAUGUGUAUACAAUUUUUGAAUCUGUUCUGGUUAUUAUUUUUAGUCCACUCAAAUAAGCAUGUUGUCAAUGGCUUUAGAACAAAUGACCAUUUGUGAUACAUUUUUUUUUUGCUCAAAAUUAUUUUCUAUUAUAUGGUCUAAUCUUAAUCUUAGCUGUUCCUUUUCUGUCGAUAUAUUGUUAUUGAUAUAUUAGUCAAAUCAUUUUAGUUGUCAUAUUGAA